This is a messenger RNA of Prunus dulcis (almond), 1830 nucleotides long. Its product is annotated as cycloartenol synthase-like. Gene Ontology annotation, molecular function: intramolecular transferase activity. Gene Ontology annotation, biological process: triterpenoid biosynthetic process. The transcript has 14 exons. Gene Ontology annotation, cellular component: lipid droplet. Lineage: Eukaryota; Viridiplantae; Streptophyta; Magnoliopsida; Rosales; Rosaceae. The record is from RefSeq and is a predicted model, not a curated record. Bases 1 to 1830 code for a protein of 609 amino acids.
AUGUGGAGGCUGAAGCUUUCAGAAGGCAAAGAUCCAUGGCUUACAAGUGUAAAUAAUCACAUUGGAAGACAAUAUUGGGAGUUUGAUCCAAAUCUUGGAACACCAGAAGAGAGAGCUCAAGUGGAAAAAGCUCGUCUCAAGUUUCGCAAGAAUCGUUUUCAAUCCAAACAUAGCUCUGAUCUCUUAAUGAGACUUCAGUUUGCAAAGGAGAAAGCAUGUGAAAUGAAGCAAGUACCAGCUCAGGUGAAAGCGAGAAGUGAUGAAGAAGAAAUAAGUGAGGAAACAGUGGGGAUCACACUGAGAAGGGCCUUGAGCUUUUACUCCACUCUGCAGGCUGAGGAUGGUUUCUGGCCUGGUGACUAUGGGGGACCUUUGUUUCUUCUACCUGGCUUGGUUAUUGGCUUAUCUGUAACAGGGGCCCUUCAUGCAAUCUUGCCGCAUGAGCAUCAACAGGAGAUCUGCCGUUAUCUGUACAACCAUCAGAAUAUGGAUGGAGGUUGGGGAUUGCAUAUAGAAGGCCCCAGCACAAUGUUCUGUACAGCUCUGUCCUAUGUCACUUUGAGAUUGCUUGGAGAGGAAAUGGACGGUGGUGAUGGCGACAUGGAUAGGGCACGAAAAUGGAUUCUUGAUCGUGGUGGGGUUACCUUCAUUCCAUCAUGGGGAAAGAUGUGGCUUUCAGUCCUUGGUGUCUACGAAUGGAGUGGAAACAAUCCACUGCCACCGGAGUUGUGGCUUUUACCUUACUCUCUCCCAAUACACCCAGGUCGAAUGUGGUGUCACUGCAGGAUGGUUUAUCUGCCCAUGUCAUAUUUAUAUGGGAAGAGAUUUGUGGGUCCCAUCAACGGCCUUGUUUUAUCACUCAGGAGAGAGCUUUAUACCUUUCCUUAUCACCUGAUUGAUUGGGACCAAGCAAGAAAUCUAUGCGCUAAGGAGGACUUGUAUUAUCCACAUCCCAUUUUGCAGGACAUCUUGUGGGGGAGUCUUCAAAAGGUUGGGGAGCCUCUUCUCAUGAAAUGGCCAUUCUCAAGGCUAAGGCAAAAGGCUCUCCGCACUGUAAUGCACCACAUACACUAUGAGGAUGAAAAGACUCAGUAUAUUUGCAUUGGACCUGUCAAUAAGGUACUAAACAUGAUUUGUUGUUGGGUGGAGGAUCCAAAUUCAAAAGCAUACAGGAACCAUCUUUCAAGAAUCAAAGAUUAUCUUUGGGUUGCAGAAGAUGGAAUGAAAAUGCAGGGAUAUAAUGGAUCUCAGUUUUGGGAUGUUGCUUUGGCUGUGCAAGCAAUCCUUGCAACCAACCUUGUCAAUGAAUCUGGUUUUGUGCUUGAGAAGGCACACAAUUUCAUAAAAAACACACAAGUUAAGGCAAACAGCUCUGGCAAUCUUAGUUAUUGGUACCGCCACAUUUCGAAGGGUGGAUGGCCCUUCUCUACUCCAGAUAAUGGUUGGCCUGUCUCAGAUUGUACGGCAGAAGGUUUGAAGGCGGCACUCUUACUAUCACUUAUGCCGUCUGAAAUUGUGGGAGAAGCCAUACAAGCGGAUCAACUAUAUGAUGCUGUUAAUGUGAUAUUAUCCCUACAGAACAGUACUGGAGGAUUUGCAUCGUAUGAACUCACAAGAUCCUAUGCCUGGUUGGAGAUGAUCAAUCCAGCGGAAACAUUUGGAGACAUCAUUAUUGAUUAUCAGUACGUGGAAUGCACAUCAGCAGCAAUUGAAGGCCUUAAAUCAUUCUUGAAAUUAUAUCCAGGACAUAGGAGGAAAGAAAUUGAAGCAUGUAUUGUAAAGGCAGUUAAAUUCAUCGAGAGCAUACAACUACCUGAUGGCUCAUGGUAA